CAAGGAAGGAGACAGCAAUGGAGGUGGGGGACGAUUCGAGCACCCUGCGCGACGACGCCCUGGCGCAUCCCUUAUUGGAGGUGAUCUUCAUGUUGCCGGAAUGUGACCUCAUUUUCCACCCCAGCUUCAGCAACCUGCUGGUGCCGCAGCGUUGGCUGCGGGAGGUGGAACACAUGCUCGACUACGUCCGACGCCACGAGUCCUUCGACUUCGGCAUCUUCCACGACGGCAUCUUCUUCCUCACGUACGAGGCCGACCGAGAGUUUUCUAGGUGCAGUCGAGUGACGAUCGAGGUAAAUAUCGACCAAGACGACGGCCCUCCGAGCACUCACUCCGAUGGAAGAGAAGUGAUGGUGAUGAUACAGCGGGUCUCGGACGCCAGCGAGGCGACAGCGGAUCCGAGCCAUCAACGGGGUUUCGGUGCAGUGCCGGCGUCCACGGCAUCGAUCAAGAGCCUGAAAACCCUAACCGUGGGAGUAGCAGACGGCGUCACGGCAGGAAGGGAGUGCAGUGUUUGCCUAGAAAACAUGGGAUGCGGGGAGAAAGUCUGCCGGAUGCCCUGCUCGCAUGUCUUCCACGCGACCUGUCUCCGUCAGUGGCUUCAGCUCAGCCGUCUCUGCCCUCUCUGCCGAUUCUCGUUGACUGCCGACGACGGCGAUUGAAAGUAGACAGAUUUCACUGUACAGAAGUCGUUUGUAGUAAUACUUUUGUGCACAGAAGCCAUCGAA
Messenger RNA from Musa acuminata AAA Group (dessert banana), 728 nucleotides. Its product is annotated as E3 ubiquitin-protein ligase SDIR1-like. The record is from RefSeq and is a predicted model, not a curated record. Gene Ontology annotation, molecular function: ubiquitin protein ligase activity. The coding region runs from base 18 to 662 and encodes 214 amino acids. Gene Ontology annotation, biological process: protein ubiquitination. Gene Ontology annotation, cellular component: cytoplasm. The transcript has a single exon. NCBI's taxonomy places the organism in Eukaryota, Viridiplantae, Streptophyta, Magnoliopsida, Zingiberales, Musaceae.